Molecule: messenger RNA, 1832 nt
Organism: Cydia pomonella (codling moth)
Lineage: Eukaryota; Metazoa; Arthropoda; Insecta; Lepidoptera; Tortricidae
Product: ras-related protein Rab-28-like
Exons: 5
Coding region: 1023-1751 (242 amino acids)
Cellular component (GO): endosome; Golgi apparatus
Molecular function (GO): GTP binding; GTPase activity
Source: RefSeq, a predicted model, not a curated record
CUUACGUUUAUUAUAUGGCCUGACAUUUCGAACGUGACGUUACGCUCGUGGUCAAAUUAGAUAUUGGGCAGUUCUGUUAGCCAGUUCUGCAGGUUAUAUGUAUGAUAAAUAAUAUUUAUGACUAGCUAGUAAUAAAAGUAUGUUUCCGUUUAUGUGCCAAAUACAUAAUAAAAUAUUAAAAUCACUACUCCAUGACCUUUAUAACCAUUUGUUAUUGAAACAGCAAUCACUUAAUGCCCCACAUAUACAGGUUGGGCAAAUAAGAAGUAUACAUUUUGUUUUUAAAUUUUAACUGUAUUAAGUUCAAAAAUUAUUAAGUAUUGUUUUAAAAAUAUAUUCUUCAGGGUUGGCAAAUUCAUGCGAAACAUAAUGUCUGACAUAUGUCCACCUCUAACAGCAGGCAAAUGUAAGCUCUUAUCAUCCCAAUGUUCAGUAACUAUUCGCACAUUUUGGGCAUUAUCUUAGUACAUUUGUGUCGAAUAGUCGGUUUGAACUGUUUAAAUUUCAUCAGCUCGUUAGCAUAGAAACGUAAUUUUAGAUAGCCCCACAAAAAUAAGUCAAGAGCUGCAAAGUUGGGGAAUUUGGGUGCCUAUCACUGUCACUUUUUUUCAAAAUUAAUCGAGCAAACAACGUGUUUUAAACAACAGAAACAUUUGAGAUAAAAUUGCUUGCUGCUAGUGGUAGACAUUUGGCAGAAAUUAUCUUCCGUAUACAAUUGCCAACCCUGAAUAAUAUAUUUAUGAAAAAAUAUUUAGUAAAAUUUCCACUUAAUGUAAUUAAAAUUUAAAAACAAAGUGUAUCAUUCUUAUUUGUCCACCCUGUAUUAUGUAUGACAUGACAUUUACUUGUUUAGGUUGUAUGAUUUGUUCUGUUGCCAUGGUGAUUUGCUUGUACAAACAUUACAAAAGUUUUCUAAGAAAUAUGAAGGUCUUGUCACUGAAAUUCCAUUUGUUGACUAUUACAAUUAAAUUAAAAAGAAAUAUUUAUAAAAGGAACAUUAUAAAGUAAAUUUUUUUUUUUAAAUGGUAUUUAUACAAUAUAAUUAUACAAUUCAAAAUAAAAUGUCGGACAGUGAAGAAGAUGAACUACAGAAUAAAACAGUUAAAAUUACAGUUGUUGGUGAACCAUCUACUGGCAAAAGCAGCCUAUGCGCGCGCUAUUUGGGCGGCACCGCGGCCGGCGGCGGCACGCAGGGCGCCGAGGUGAUGGCGGGUCAGUGUCUCGGGCUGCGGCCCGCCGUGCCGCUGCAGCUGUGCGACGUGGCCGGCAACGCGCUCGCCACGCGCAUGCUGGAGAACUACCUCUACGCUACUGAUGUAGUAUUAUUUGUUUAUGACCUAACGAAUUUACAAAGUUUCGAGAAUCUAAACACUUGGAUCACAACUGUAAAGAACAUAUUUGAAGCGGAAGUGAAGAAGCCUCUACUGGCCGUGUUUGGUAACAAGUCUGACUUGGAGCAUCAGAGGGCUGUGCGGCUGUCGUGCGUACAGAAGUUUGCUUCCGAACAUUUAUUAGAGAAUUACAAAGGAUCAGCGCGGACAGGAGAAAUGGUAAACACGGCGUUCACGAACCUAGUGGCUGGCGUGAUAGGCGUGAAGGUGCGCGCGGCGCCGCCGGCGGCGAGCAACGGGCGCGCGCGGCCGCCCGAGCCACCGCCCGCCGCCGCCGAGCCGCGGCAGUCGCUCAUCAUGAACAGGAAGGCGCUCAGGCGCGUGCAGCGGGCUUCAAGCUCCGUCUGCGUUUUACAAUAAAGUCGAUGAUUUGAUAUGUCGUUGUUUCAUUGUAUGAGUAAACCGGGAAACGGUUUCUCUCAAAGGGCGGGGAAAGAGAUU